Formica exsecta is the source of this 1368-nucleotide messenger RNA. RefSeq names its product tctex1 domain-containing protein 3-like. Gene Ontology annotation, biological process: microtubule-based movement. The transcript has 3 exons. Gene Ontology annotation, cellular component: cytoplasmic dynein complex; cytoplasm. The coding region runs from base 1 to 408 and encodes 135 amino acids. The record is from RefSeq and is a predicted model, not a curated record. Gene Ontology annotation, molecular function: dynein intermediate chain binding. NCBI's taxonomy places the organism in Eukaryota, Metazoa, Arthropoda, Insecta, Hymenoptera, Formicidae.
AUGCCGUCCCAACACGACGCAAAUGAGAAGACUUGCGACGACAAUGAGACGCCAAAGUAUCAGAACACUUACCGCAUAGAGCCGCGGAAUCCGUUCAAAGCCGAUUUGGUGGACAAGAUCGUGAGAUCGGUGAUGAACAAUCGUCUGGACGAGCUCUCGUACGAUGAUACGGUGGUCGCGAAAUUGUGCGGCGAUGUCGCUUCGGAAAUACGGCGGCGCGUGAAAAAACUCAACUUCGACAGACACAAGAUCAUCGUCAGAGUUACGAUAAUUGAAAAGGCCAGUCAAUCCGUAGAAACGACUCUAGGUUUCCUGUGGGAUAGCGAAAAGGACAAUUAUUCUCUCUUCUCUCUCGAAGGUCAAACUUUCUACGCUCAGUGCUGCGUGUUCGGUGUCUAUUACGAGUGAUCAUUCUACCGCAAAAUUCGACGCCCGUUUUUUUUUUACGAAGAAAUCGAGUGACGUGAAUGACGAAAAAUUGCGAUACAUUAAUUGCUAAUUAAUAAUCAUAAAUUUUGCAAUUAAAUCUAGAAACAGAAUAUCUCGCAUAAUUUAUAUUUUGUAAUACGUUAAAUAUUUCGUGGCAGCAUAAAAUUAAAUAGGAAAGAUCUGUACAAUCAAUACAACCUUGACUAUCACAUGGCGAGAUUCGAGCGAGUAAGUCCCGUGUGUGUCGUCGGAAUAUUUCUCGACAAAAAAUGAAGAUUAUGUUCUAUGAUUAUAGCAAUUAGCGAUUAUCAAACCGUGCGAUUAAUUGAUUCUCACGUUAAAAACAGUACUGCAUAAAUUAUCGUUUCAUCGCGAUCUUUGAUGGGCGAUAAUGAUAUCUUUAAUCUUAUGCUUGGAUUCGAAUUAUAUCUCGCAAAAGUUUUCGCCGAUUUAAAUACAAUUUGCUCAUUAUUUUCGGAUUAACAGCACGCAAUAAUAUAUCAAUCAUCAGAUUGAAUAGUAUUAGGAUGAUCGUCAAUUAAACAUCACGAAUACGGAGCAGAUCGACUCCAAGUGCAGCGGUGUUACAAUGCAUUUAAUUAAUAAAUAUAAUCAUAUCUAUAAUUAAAUACUUUGUACAAUAUAAUAAAAUAGAAUAAAACGUGUCACGUGUGAUUAACGUUAGAAAUAUCCGUAUAAAAAUUUGCGCGAUCGUCGUAAUCUGUUGAUUAGCAUGCAAGUGAUUGUAAUUAUCAGUGUUUCCGAGUGAUACGUUAAUAUCAUAAAAGAAUAGUCGAGAGAGAGAGAGAGAGAGAGAGAGAGAGAGAGAGAGAGAGAUGAAGGAAAUCGGCAAGUCAUCUGGCAACGGCGAAGCAAUCGUAUCGAGGUGAAUAAAACUUGCACAGCUUAUUUAAUUAAUUAUCCUUGUUAUAGUAGUCC